UCAACCUUCUUCUGUCCCUCUUCGUGCUUGCUUUUUCUUUGGGCACUGGUCUGACAUACAGUACCCUCUCUCUUAUUUAUUGCCUUAAUCCCUCUCACCUACAAGGCCGGCCACUCACUUCUUCUCUACUCCAAUACUCCAGCCACUGCCCCUCCAUCAGAUAACCCCUCCGAUUGCGGUGCACUGCAUAAAAUUCACCACCACCAUGUCGACCGUCCAAGAAGUCACAGACGAGGCCGUCUUCACCUCGUACAUCUCCUCCAUCCCCCCAUCCUGCCUGCUCGUGCUUUAUUUCCACGCGCCAUGGGCCGCACCAUGCGCCCAGAUGCACACCGUCCUCUCCACCCUCGCGUCCCAAUACCCCGUCACUACCCCGCCCUCCGUCUCCUUCAUUAGCCUCAACGCCGAAGAACUUCCCGACAUCUCAGAGGACUACGACGUCACCGCCGUCCCCUUCGUCGUUAUCGUGCGCGGCGGCGAGGUCCUCGACGCGAUCAGCGGCAGCGACGCAGCUCGCGUGCGUGACGCCGUUGAGAGUUUCGCCGGCCGCGGCGCUUCUGACGGUGGUGCUGUUGGUGCUCCGAAGAGCCAGAUUCCGCCGCCGCUGAGUGCGACGCCCAGAGAGGAUAAUGCCCCCACGACUGCGACGCAGGCGCCUAUUUCUGCGGAGCAGUCGAAGCAGGCGCUGUUUGCGAGGUUGGAGGAGUUGGUGAAGGCUGCGCCGGUUAUGCUGUUUAUGAAGGGGAGUCCUAGCGCGCCGCAGUGUGGGUUUAGUCGGACUUUGGUGGGGAUUCUGCGCGAGCGGAGUGUUAAGUAUGGGUUCUUUAAUAUCUUGGCCGAUGAAGAUGUGAGGCAGGGUUUGAAGGAGUAUGCGGAGUGGCCUACGUUCCCGCAGUUGUGGGUUAAGGGUGAAUUGGUUGGUGGUUUGGAUAUUGUCAAAGAAGAGCUGAACAAUGACCCGGACUUCUUUAACGAUUUCUCUGUUAACAAGCCGGCUGGCGCUUAGUCGCAUUCGAGAGCAUCCUUAUGUGUUAAUCUACAAAAAUUCCAAUGGCAAUUCUUAGCCGUGUUCAGUUGCGGUGCAUCGAAUUGUCUGUUUAGAUGAUGUUUUUCAGCGAUUGUUAUAUCAUCCUUCCAGUGGGC
This is a messenger RNA of Aspergillus glaucus CBS 516.65, 1143 nucleotides long. Its product is annotated as PICOT family protein. Bases 206 to 1006 code for a protein of 266 amino acids. The record is from RefSeq and is a predicted model, not a curated record. Lineage: Eukaryota; Fungi; Ascomycota; Eurotiomycetes; Eurotiales; Aspergillaceae. The transcript is spliced from 2 exons. Gene Ontology annotation, molecular function: 2 iron, 2 sulfur cluster binding.